Messenger RNA from Labrus bergylta (ballan wrasse), 3572 nucleotides. RefSeq names its product cholinergic receptor, muscarinic 3a (gene chrm3a). Gene Ontology annotation, cellular component: synapse; plasma membrane; dendrite. Lineage: Eukaryota; Metazoa; Chordata; Actinopteri; Labriformes; Labridae. Gene Ontology annotation, biological process: regulation of vascular associated smooth muscle contraction; adenylate cyclase-inhibiting G protein-coupled acetylcholine receptor signaling pathway; chemical synaptic transmission. Gene Ontology annotation, molecular function: G protein-coupled serotonin receptor activity; G protein-coupled acetylcholine receptor activity. The record is from RefSeq and is a predicted model, not a curated record.
CCUUGGAGAUCCCGCGGUGCUAUCCUCACAUCGCUUCCCAACCUACGGCUCCGUGACAGGAGAAGGUGGCGAUCCUCGUUAGCUGAGUACAGUUUAAGCGCUUCAAAUGAGACUGGAUUGAAACUGCUGCUGUGCCAAAAUUGACCGGUGACAAGUUUGACUGGAUUGCCGUUUUCCCAUCUACUUGUAGUGCUCUGGACUCACGCACUAUUGAAUGUUAUGAGACGCCAUGAUCCGGGCAGAGGAGGAUAAUCGUACACCCCCAGAAGACAGCAUGGACACCCAAAGGCACGCCGCUGAAAGGUGACCUCCAGACACUUCACCUCCCCAAAACGUUUGAAUAUGCCAGGACUUAACAAUGAGCUCAAACAGCACAGACCCCGGUCUCUUCCUGACUGCAAACUCUUCAACCCCAGCAGGCGGAGCCUACCCACAAUCCAAUGCUCUCCACCAAGGAGGAACUGGCAGUGGCCCCUGGUUGGUUUUUCAUGUGAAUUCUCUGGAUGAUAAUUUAACUUCCACCAGCAAACUUUUAAACCUGACUUUAGACUCACAAAAUGGGAACAGAACUGUGGCCCCUGAUUCCCUGGGCGGUGGACAUGUUUGGCAGGUUGUUCUUAUUGUCUUGCUUACGGGCAUGUUGUCACUGGUUACCAUCAUCGGAAAUAUCCUGGUAGUGGUUUCCUUCAAAGUUAAUCGCCAGCUAAAGACAGUCAAUAACUACUUCCUGCUGAGUUUAGCUGUGGCUGACCUCAUCAUUGGGGUCAUCUCCAUGAACCUCUACACAGCAUAUCUUGUCAUGGGUUACUGGGCCAUGGGCAACUGGGCCUGUGACCUGUGGCUAGCCAUAGACUAUGUGGCCAGUAAUGCAUCAGUUAUGAACUUAUUGGUCAUCAGCUUUGAUCGCUACUUUUCGAUCACAAGGCCUUUGACUUACCGUGCCAAGCGAACCACGAAGAGAGCUGGGAUCAUGAUAGGCCUAGCCUGGUUUGUUUCUCUUAUUCUGUGGGCGCCAGCCAUCCUACUUUGGCAGUAUUUUGAGGGUGAAAGGACAGUACCCCCAAAUCAAUGCUACAUCCAGUUCCUCACCGAGCCCACUAUCACCUUCUGCACAGCAAUUGCAGCUUUCUACUUGCCUGUGACAAUAAUGAGUGUUCUCUACUGGCGCAUUUACAAGGAGACCCAGAACCGUUCAAAAGAGUUAGCUGGGUUGCAAGGUUCAGGGGUCCGUGGUGGGAUAGUAGGCAGAAGUGGGAAUGGUGGGGGAGGCAAAGCCCGUUUUGUCCACCAGACAGGAAGCUCUAGAAGUUGUAGCAGCUACGAACUGACCAGGUUGUCCAGGAGAAGGAGCACAUGUCGGGACCUGGUUGGCCGCUUCCACUGCUGGCCUGGCGUACGUUCUUGGAGACCAGGCAGUAUCCGGCAGGGCGAGCGUGAUCCAGACCAGAGCAGCAGCGACAGCUGGAACAACAUUGAUGCAGCAGUGUCAUUGGACCAAUCUGGGUCUUCAGAAGAUGAGGACUGUGGGGGCAGAGAGAUGAUUUCACAGAGUCAUGCUAUUUUCUCUAUUGUUCUCAGCCUACCUGGUAUAAAAGCUGCUGUAAAUUCUCAACUUACAUCAUGUGAAGAUCUGGAUGCAGCCUCAGAGGAGGAUCCUCUCAGGGGAGCAGAGUAUAACCGGGACAGCAUCUCAACUCUCACCACCAACACCACUGCUGAAACUCCCGAUAGUGAGGGAACAAACAGUUUAGAAAAUAACUAUCACCAACGCUUCUGCUCACGCAAGAUUCAGUCAAUGCCUACCAUCCAGUCUAACUCUAACAAAGGCUCUCUGGAUGGUCCCCAAACAACUACUACCAAUACCACUGACAGUACUACCACCAGCACCGCUACUAAAUCUCCCUCUGUCCCAAUGUCUUUCAAAGAGGCAGCUCUGGCAAAGCGCUUUGCUGCCCGGGCUCGAACACAGAUCACAAAGAGGAAGCGUAUGUCCUUAGUGAAGGAGAAGAAGGCUGCUCAAACUCUCAGUGCCAUCCUCUUUGCUUUCAUCAUCACAUGGACACCUUACAACAUCAUGGUGUUGAUCAAUGCCUUCUGCAAAGAGUGUAUACCAGAAACCCUCUGGGAAGUAGGGUACUGGUUGUGCUACGUCAACAGCACAGUUAACCCAAUGUGCUAUGCUUUGUGCAACAAGACUUUCCGUACAACUUUUAAGAUGAUACUGAUGUGUCGCUGGGAUCAGAAAAAAAGGAGGAAGCUGCAGUUCCAGCAGAGGCAGUCAGUGGUCUUCCAUAAAAGGAUCCCCAGGGAGUCCACGUAAAGGACUUAAAGUCUGGACUGUUGCUAACACAAGAUCUAAAGAUUAAACAUAGGACAAGGAAAAGGAGGGACAACCUUAUUGAUGUUUAUGUGGAGUUUCUUUGCUUAGAAAUUCUUGAUGUAUUUCUAUACUGGUAUGUCAAGCAGAGGAAUCCUUUGUGGUGGUCUUGAGGUAUGUGUUUGUGCAUUUAGCAAAGCUGUGUGUGUGCGUAAAAGGUUGUAUUAGGUGGGGUCCAGAGAUGAAAACUGUCCCUCUGUCCUUGAAGAAGUGUUUACCAUUACAUGCAGGUACAGCUAGGAGAAAAUGAACUGAGUGGUAAAUGAUAGAAAAGGGCUUUGCAGGGGAACUAUUGAAGUGCAAUUGACAAAAGAGUAGAGGAUAUCUUUGUCAGGGGAUGGGGGAUUCACAUUUCUUAUCAUUUCUCUCUGUGGGUAGCUAGAUCUGUAAUGUGCAGAGUGGUUUUGCAUUUCAAACAAAACAGUGUAUCUGUAAAACGUUACUGAAAUCCAAGACAGAAAAUUAUUUUUUUCCUAGGCUUCUUCAUUGUACUGAUUUGACAUGCCAUCCUCUUGACUGGCAUUUGUUUUUAUCAGAACUUCUGUAAAUUGCCUUUUUACGUGGAUAUAGCUUUCCUGUGUCUGAUUGAAUAUGAAAAAAAAGUUCUUAAAUUGUGUCCUUACUUCCAGUCAACAGAGAUCUGUUAUUUUUGUGAUAUUCAUCUUUGGUUUUCUAGAUAUUCCUGAGAUUUUGAGCCAGUCUGAAAAUGAAUCUUCUGAUGAUCUGAGUUGUGAAUAUUUUUGUGGCACCACGGUUAGUGAACUGCUGUUGUGUUCAAUGUAAUUCUUGUGGUUUUUAUGGUGGAGACAAAAAGUACAUUGGUUGUGUUUUUAUGUACUUGCAAUUCUCUGUCACAAGUUAUGAUUAUACGAUGAUGAUAUUCUCUUUGUGUACAUUUGGAUAUUUCUGACUUGAUACACAAUGAUUUAUUGCACACAUAAAUAUGUCCAUUUAUAAAGAUGUGUGUUUUGAUUUUACAAUACCUUUUCCAUUUCUAAAAAAUGAUACUGUACAUCUGUGGAGCUCUUUGUAAAAGGACACCAUCUUUGGUAGAGCAAUGGCAGCCUCUAGUGGCUUUAGAAAGACCUGUUGUCAGGGCUAUAUUGAUGUAAGUCCAACUUUUGCAUUGAAGUAUCACUAUCCAAUUUUGCCAAAAUGAAGUCAAAAAAGCAAUUAAAGAAACAAUAUUUUAAAA